Zeugodacus cucurbitae (melon fly) is the source of this 771-nucleotide messenger RNA. RefSeq lists its product as uncharacterized. The transcript is spliced from 2 exons. NCBI's taxonomy places the organism in Eukaryota, Metazoa, Arthropoda, Insecta, Diptera, Tephritidae. Bases 45 to 365 code for a protein of 106 amino acids. The record is from RefSeq and is a predicted model, not a curated record.
GAAGAAAAGACUAAAAUGGGCCCAUCUGGCGGUAGCCCCUCUGAAUGAAAACACUACCAGGCAGUGCAUCGAAUCAUCGGGUCCACAGCCGUCAAUUCCACGAUGUGCAUGUCGUCCUAUCAUAUGAAUUCGUUAUCUAUUCAAACGCCUCAGCAACCAUCCGCAAACUGUGCACUGCCAUCUCCGUCAUGUGUGGUGUCGUCACCAUCGUUAAUGUUGGCGUCUCCAUCACCUCCGCUACCGUCUCCAUCUUCUAUACCGUCUCCAUCGCCUUCGCUACCGUCUCUAUCACCUUCUCUACCGUCGCCAUCACCUUCGUUGUCAUCGCCAUCACCAUCAUCUCCACCACUACCGUCGUCAACUGAAAGGAAGCGCAAUUAUAAUGGUGAAAUGGUAAAAAUCAUGAAAGAGCAGACUGAAAUAUUAAAAUCGACUGCCGACGAAGCCAAGGUAGUGAAUGAUGAGAUUGUUGGUGCGAUUCGUGAGCACAACAGAAUGACGGACAGGUUUUUAAAUAUGAUGGAAAAACUAACCGAAAAACUUUAAGUCCUUCUCCUUUUUUUUAUUUUUAUUUAUGAUUUUCACAUAUACUAUUUGGAUUAUUUUAAGAAAUGUGAAUUUAAAAUAAAGAUUGUGUUUCUUUAAAUCAUUAAAUUGUGUAAUUAUGUGUACUAAUAUUUUGGAAAAUAUGGAAAUGCUGUUGGUAUAGAUUAAUAUGUUUUCUAGUACUCUUCUAUAGAUGUAUAAAUUAUAGAGAUACUUACCAAAACU